AUGAAGUACUACAGUUACCCUGUGUCUCAGACUGUGGGACUGGGCGCCUUCCCCCGGGACAAGUACAGAAGCUCGGCUUCGCAGAAGUGCCUCCGCAGCGUCCAUUUCUCUCACGACGUCGUCUUCCAAGAUUAUGUACGGCACGGUGAGCUGGAGAGGAUCAAAUGCUUCAUCCGCGCCAAGAGAGUCCGCCUGGACACCAUCUACCCCUCCGGUAUGGCGGCCAUCCAUGAGGCAGUUCUGUCCGGGAACCUGGAGUGUGUGGAGCUCCUGGUCCGCUACGGAGCAGACAUCCACCAGAGGGACGAGGAAGGGUGGACGCCGCUUCACAUGGCGUGCAGUGACGGCUUCCCUCACAUCGCACGCUACCUUCUCUCCCUUGGCGCCGACCCAAACCUGGAAAACGACAACAUGGAGAAGCCCUCGGACCUCAUCGAGCCAGACAACAAGGAACUGCUGGACCUAUUCGGCCCGGUCGUCGACGGCUGAGAAGCUCUGAGGUUCCGUCUCUCGACUCGGAGACGGGCGGUGAAGCCCCGACGAGUUCGGCAUCUUGAAGCGGAGAGCUGCCUCGACUGAGGAGGCGACGGCGGACGCCCGACGAAAGGAGGCCAGACGGAGCUGGCUGCAUCCUUUGGUAGACCUCCAGGAACCAGCUCUGGUUUUUAUGCUGCGGUGACUUUCAACCAACACUUUGGUCUAAUUUGACAUGAUACUGGAGAAGGUGGACAAGACACAGGUUGUGGCUCACAUGAAAUACGUCCAUCAGUGCACUUCAAUAAGUACACUGUCCUCAAGUCACAAUUUUUACCUGCUUCUUCUUCCCCUCCUUUUUCUUGUACCCAUUGAGCGUUAUUUCCCGCAUCUGCUUCGCUUUUAUCCUUCUUCGUGGGGACAUUGUCGAUUGUCAUGUCAUGUUCGGAUGUACAUUGUGGACGCCAUCUUUGCUCCACAGUAAGUCAUUGCUGUCGUCCGGCAUUGUGUUUUUGUUUACUUUGUAGCCAGUUCAGUUUUAGUUUCGUUCUGCGUAGCCUUCCCUAAGCUUCAAUGCCUUUUCUUAGGGGCACUCACCCUUUGUUUAUUUUUGGUUUAAGCAUUAGACACCUUUUUACCUGCACUCUGCCUCCCACUGUUUCCGACAUCUACAAAGCAAUUAGCUACCUGCUGCCACCUACUGAUAUGGAAGAGUAUUACACGCUGCCGAGCUCUACACAGCACCGACACUCAACAACAACACAUAAUUUGCAGACUAUAAUUACUGGUUUGCAAAAAAACAUUUUUAACCCAAAUAGGUAAAAUUAGAUAAUCUCCCACGGCACACCAGACUGUAUCUCACGGCACACUAGCGCCGCGGCACAGUAGUUGAAAAACACUGCUUUACACUAUGAAGUAAAGGAAAACAUGACAGAUUUGUAAUUCUAUUUAAGUGACUAAUGACAGGUUAUAUGAUUAUUUAAAUUCAUAUUCUGGCCACUUUAUAGUGAAUUUGUUAGCACUUUUUUGGGGGGAAAAGGACAACUAACUUUUUUUUUUUUUUUUUUUGGUUGAGUGGUUAUGUAGAUAUGUUGUAGAUAUAUAUCUUUAGAAAGUCCAACAUCUAAUUUAGGUUUUUACAUGUUUUUUAAAUAGCUGGUCUCAACCAAGUUCAUGCAAUAAUUUGUAUUUUAGUGAUUUGAUUUUUAUUAAGGAUCCCCAUUAGCUGGUUGCCUCAACAACCCACUAGUCUUCCUGGGGUCCACAAUUCAAUACAAUUACCAGUAGAGCAUAUAAUUAUAACUACACAAUAUAUAAAAAAAAUAAAAGCAUCAAUAAAAAACAAGCAAACAAUUUACAGUCACAGAAUAAUAAUUACCAUAUUAAUAUAACUACACAAUAUAAAACCAAACAAAUCAAUGAGCAAACUAAUUUAAAAACUCAGAUAAAAUAUUACUCUCUUUUUAAAAACCUGUUUACUUUCAAUGCUGGUGAGAAUUCAAGGCAGGUUAUUCCAGAGCGAUAAAGAUCUAUAAAUAAAAGUUUUCCGCAAAGCAUUCUUCCUGGGACGAGGGAGUACAAAAUGCCCCUCACUGGAUGCCCUGGUAUUGUGAUUAUGUAUAGUGCUACUGUGAACUAUUUGGGCCAUGAGAAAAGCAGGAGUUUUACUACCGGUUACUGAUUUGAACAAUAUAAGAGUAUUAGCCUAGAAUUUGGUGCGCCAGCCUUGGGUGUAACGAUACAAGGAUUCGGAAUCAGAUUUUUCAGUAGAGAACAUUCGAUAUGGGAUGUAAUUCUGAUUUUUCAACAUGACAAUAAAUAAUUUUUAAAAAUACACUAAGACGUGCCAUUUUUGGUUUGCAGGUGCCAUUUUUUUGUGUGGCAAUUACCACUUUGUGGCUGUGUCUCAAAAAAAAAAACUUUUGUCAGUACACAUUGUUAAGAAAAUAAUAUAAUUAUGUCUCCAAGGCUGUACUACUUUUACUUCCAUUGCUGCCCCCAAGCUAAUGUGUGCCAACUUUUCCUACAAGGAGAAGAAAUUAUAAAGGGGAAAAAUGGAAAUAAUGAAAAUCUCUCAAGAUAAAGCUAGUGCAAGUAAUAAAUUAGAACGCACCCUUUAUGAGAAAUUACAAUCAUUAAAUGAGAAAUAGAGUGACGAUUUUUUUCAAAUAACUGAUAGCCUGCCAAAAGUUAUUUUUGUAAUUAAAAAAAAAGAUUGAGUAUGUAAGUUUGUAAUUGG
Messenger RNA from Entelurus aequoreus (snake pipefish), 2713 nucleotides. Its product is annotated as protein phosphatase 1 regulatory subunit 27-like. NCBI's taxonomy places the organism in Eukaryota, Metazoa, Chordata, Actinopteri, Syngnathiformes, Syngnathidae. Gene Ontology annotation, molecular function: phosphatase binding. The record is from RefSeq and is a predicted model, not a curated record. The coding region runs from base 1 to 489 and encodes 162 amino acids. The transcript is spliced from 3 exons.